Molecule: messenger RNA, 914 nt
Organism: Exophiala xenobiotica
Lineage: Eukaryota; Fungi; Ascomycota; Eurotiomycetes; Chaetothyriales; Herpotrichiellaceae
Exons: 3
Coding region: 139-855 (238 amino acids)
Cellular component (GO): endomembrane system; membrane
Source: RefSeq, a predicted model, not a curated record
CUGCACUUCUCAUCAUCUUCUUCAGACAAAAUCUCACGUCCUCAUCUCACUCCGUCUAAAACAGAGGCCGAAAUUUAUCGAGACGGAUUUCCAGCACAUCACAGCCUCUUUCAUCUUCACGUCACAUACGCGGUCAACAUGACGGACCUCCCACCAGAAAUCCAAGCUCACAACCAAGAAAUGCGCGAGUCCUUCUACGCACUGGCCACGCCGCUGAACCUCACCCUCCUCCUCGCGUUCCUGGCCCUGCUCUACUUCCGCCUGCGACCCUCUACACCGCCCUCGCUCCCCAAAGGUCCCGCGCCCAUCGUCUUUCAGACUUACACACCGCGCACCCUGCUCAAGAACAAUGGCAAAGACUCUGCGCCCGUGUACCUGGCCGUGCGCGGCAAAGUCUACGACGUGACUUCCGGGCGCAACUUCUACGGGCCUGGCGGUCCGUACGAGAACUUCGCCGGCCGCGAUGCCACACGCGGCCUCGCAUGCCAAUCCUUCGACGAGGAUAUGUUGACUAAGGACCUCGACGGACCCUUGGAUCCCUGCGAUGAUCUCCCCCCCGAGCAGCUGGAGAAUCUGAAGGGCUGGAUUGAGCGUUUCGACGAGAAGGUACGCAGGGCCCCAGCACAAAAAUACCCAUAUAUGCGCUCUUCCUCCUUCAGAACCACACGCAUACCCUUCAGCUACACAUGCACAGAAUCAAUGCCACAGGUGCCGUUAGCGUGUGAGAUGAAUUUUCCGGACAAUGCUGACAUGCUUUUUGACUUAGUACCUCGUAGUGGGCAAAUUGGUGCCAUUCAAGAAGACGGAUUUCCAUUAAAAGAUCUACCACAAGGAUCCUGCAGAUCGACAACAUAGAGAAAACGCGCAAAAUACAAACUAGGGAUAAUAAUCAACAUACUUUUCUGUUCGUGGUA